This is a messenger RNA of Xylaria bambusicola, 1444 nucleotides long. RefSeq names its product activator of Hsp90 ATPase. Gene Ontology annotation, molecular function: protein-folding chaperone binding; ATPase activator activity. Lineage: Eukaryota; Fungi; Ascomycota; Sordariomycetes; Xylariales; Xylariaceae. Gene Ontology annotation, biological process: positive regulation of ATP-dependent activity; protein folding. Bases 253 to 1233 code for a protein of 326 amino acids. The transcript is spliced from 5 exons. The record is from RefSeq and is a predicted model, not a curated record. Gene Ontology annotation, cellular component: cytosol.
UCGGCGGCAUCAAGCUUCAACCAUCCAAGGAGAGUCAGUUGACUUGUGAGCCCCCCAUGCCGACCACUCUCCCACCUCACCAUCAUCAUCAUCAUCACCACCACCACCACCGCCACCUUUGGCCUCCCGCGCUCACCGGAUGAUAACCGAGUAGCCACCACGUCUCACCUCGUCCCGUCCAUCUGUCAUUCAUUGCAUAGCAUCUUCUGCGAAUACUUCUUGCCUCAUAUAACUCUUGCCGCUUACGUCACGAUGGCCCUCCACAACCCCAACAAUUGGCACUGGGUUAGCAAGAACACCUCCCAGUGGGCGCAGGAGUGGUUCCAGGAGACUCUGACCCAGCUCGAAGCUCAAGAUGGGGAGGUUACAGUCAAGAUCAGCAAGGUGCUCAGCAUGGACGGAGACGUGGAUGUUAGUCAACGUAAAGGAAAGGUCAUCACUAUCUAUGAUGUAAAAUUGGUGCUUGAAUAUUCGGGCUCUGCACCCGAGGCGGAGGAGGUGUCGGGCACGAUCACCAUCCCCGAAGUUGCCCACGAUACCGAGGAAAACGAGUUUGUCUUUGACAUAGACAUCCAUUCCGAGUCUAAGGAGAAGCAGCCCGUUAAAGACCUAAUUCGCUCUAAACUCGUAUCGCAACUGCGGAAGGAGCUCUUGAAGUUAGGCCCGGCUAUGAUUGCCGAGCAUGGCAAAGAUAUCCAGCACGCUGCCGGUUCUAACCCGUCGAGUGGAUUCUCUACACCCAAAAUCCAUGCACCCACUGGUCCAGCGGCGAGGUCCGAGCCUGCAGCGAGCACCCAGAAGAACUCUGGCAGCACUGUUAACACUACAAGUUUGUCCGAGCAAGCGGAGUUCAGGACGACUGCUGCCGAGUUGUACCAGACCUUCACCGACCCGCAAAGACUCGCUGCUUUCACCCGCGCCGUCCCGAAGAGAUUCGACGGCGCCAAGGUCGGCGGAUCGUGGGAAUUGUUUGAUGGAAAUGUUGCUGGCGAAUACAAGGAGCUACAGGAGCCCACCAAGAUUGUCCAGACUUGGCGGUUGAAACAGUGGCCGGCUGGUCACUUUUCGCAACAGACCCUCUAUUUCGACCAGAACGACGUCGAUGGCGUAACAGUCUUACGCGUUGAAUGGAGCGGUGUUCCUAUUGGUCAAGAGGAAGUCACCAAGCGGAACUGGGAUGAAUACUACAUCAGGUCUAUUAAAAAGACAUUCGGGUUUGGAACCAUCCUAUAGACGCACUUUUGUCUAGGCGCCUCGGCGUUAUCAGAUUUACUAAGUAUAUUGAGGAAGGCGCUUUGGAGGGCUGUUUUACCGGCGUUGAAUCUUGCGGGGAAAAGCCUAGACGUCAAUGGAAACAGUAGUUCUCUUAUCGAUGUUGCUAUAGAGACCUUGAAGAUCGUAGAACCCGUAGGAAAUCGUGAAUCACCGUGAGCGCUACAACGCC